AUGACAUCUGCUGUCUACUUCUGUGACAAUAAAGGUAAGCCAAUCCUCUCUAGAAGAUUCAAGGAUGAUGUACCACUGAAUGCCAUUGAUAAAUUUCAAGUCGUACUGUCAGAUCUCGAGGAAGAAUCGAGUAUUAUUCCUCCAUGUAUUACACAUAAUGGAAUUCAAUAUCUAUUUAUUCAACACAAUGAUCUAUAUAUUGUUGCAUUAGCAACAUCAUUAGCAACAAAUAUCGCUGAAAUUUUUACUUUUUUGCAUAAGAUGAUGGAUAUUUUAGGUGAUUAUUUAAAAACAGUAGAAGAAGAGUCUAUUAGAGAUAAUUUUGUAAUCGUUUAUGAAUUAUUAGAUGAGAUGAUGGAUUUUGGUAUUCCUCAAAUUACUGAAACAAAGAUGUUGAAAAAAUAUAUUACUCAGAAAUCGUUUAAAUUAGUAAGAGCAGCCAAGAAGAAAAGAAAUGCAGCAAGACCACCAAGCGAAUUAACUAAUUCAGUCAGCUGGAGAGCUGAAGGGAUCAAAUAUAAGAAAAAUGAAGCCUUUUUGGAUAUUAUUGAAUCCAUUAAUAUGUUAAUGACGCAGAAUGGGAAAGUUCUUAGAUCUGAAAUCUUAGGUAGUGUCAAAGUGAAAUCAAGGUUAUCUGGUAUGCCUGAUUUAAAACUUGGUAUUAAUGAUCGUGGUAUAUUUACCAAGUAUUUAGAUGGUAAUAAUAUAGGUGUUACUUUAGAAGAAUCAGAUCAACCUAGUAAGAGUAGUGAAAGUUCCAUUACUAAUACUAAUGGUAAGACUAAGACCAAUAUUGAAUUAGAAGAUUUGAAAUUCCAUCAGUGUGUCAGAUUAAGUAAAUUUGAAAAUGAAAAGAUUAUUACUUUUAUUCCUCCUGAUGGUGAUUUCGAACUAAUGAGUUAUAGAUUAAAUACAGUGAUUAAACCAUUAAUUUGGUGUAACAUGAAAGUGAAAGUACAUUCGAAAUCAAGAAUUGAAAUAUUCUGUACAGCAAAAGCACAAAUUAAGAAGAAAUCUGUUGCAACUAAUGUUGAGAUUAUUAUACCUGUUCCAGAGGAUGCCGAUACACCAACUUUUAAAUAUUCACAUGGUAAGAUUAAAUGGGUUCCUGAACAAAAUGCCAUAGUAUGGAAGAUUCAUACAUUCCCAGGUGGUAAAGAAUACGCAAUGUCUGCUGAAUUAGGAUUACCAUCUAUAAAUAGUGAAGAAGAACCAAAAUUUAAGAGGCCUGUACAAGUGAAAUUUCAAAUUCCAUAUUUUACUACAUCAGGUAUUCAAGUACGUUAUUUGAAGAUUAAUGAACCUAAACUUCAAUAUAAGAGUUAUCCAUGGGUUCGUUAUAUAACACAAAACGGUGAUGAUUAUACGAUAAGGCUUUCAUGA
Maudiozyma saulgeensis is the source of this 1383-nucleotide messenger RNA. The record is from the annotation of a GenBank genome assembly. NCBI's taxonomy places the organism in Eukaryota, Fungi, Ascomycota, Saccharomycetes, Saccharomycetales, Saccharomycetaceae.